Benincasa hispida (wax gourd) is the source of this 1242-nucleotide messenger RNA. RefSeq names its product putative xyloglucan endotransglucosylase/hydrolase protein 7. Gene Ontology annotation, cellular component: cell wall; apoplast. Gene Ontology annotation, biological process: cell wall biogenesis; xyloglucan metabolic process. Lineage: Eukaryota; Viridiplantae; Streptophyta; Magnoliopsida; Cucurbitales; Cucurbitaceae. The record is from RefSeq and is a predicted model, not a curated record. Gene Ontology annotation, molecular function: xyloglucan:xyloglucosyl transferase activity; hydrolase activity, hydrolyzing O-glycosyl compounds.
CUGUGCCAAUAACAUAUUCAAAUCCCUUAGCUCUUCUAUCAGUAUUUAUAACUUAUAUAGCUAUGGCUUUGAGAAGUUUUAAUGCCAUUGGUUUUGUUUGUGUGUGUGCUGUUCUAAUGUCCGUCAUUGUUUCUGGUCGCCCAGCGGCUUUUCUUGACGAGUUUAGGGUGACGUGGGCGGAUAGCCAUGUCAGGCAACUCGAUGGUGGGAAAGGAAUUCAACUUAUUCUCGAUCAAAGUUCUGGUUGUGGGUUUGCUUCUAAGCGUCAAUACUUGUUUGGAAAAGUGAGCAUGAAGAUAAAACUUGUCCCUGGAGACUCAGCAGGAACAGUGACUGCAUUUUACAUGAACUCAGACACAGACACAAUACGCGAUGAGUUAGACUUUGAGUUCUUAGGAAAUAGGAGUGGGCAGCCAUACACAGUUCAAACAAACGUCUAUGCUCAUGGAAAGGGCGAUAGAGAACAAAGGGUGAACCUUUGGUUUGACCCUGCAGCUGAUUUCCAUACUUAUUCAAUCACAUGGACGCAUUCACUAAUCAUAUUUGGUGUGGAUGAUAUCCCUAUAAGAGUAUACAAGAACCACGAAGCCAAAGGGAUCCCAUAUCCAAAGCUACAACCAAUGGGAAUAUAUUCAACGUUGUGGGAAGCCGAUGAUUGGGCCACAAGAGGUGGUUUGGAGAAGAUUGAUUGGAAGAAAGCCCCAUUCUAUGCAUAUUACAAGGACUUUGACAUUGAGGGCUGCCCUGUUCCAGGCCCUACAAACUGUCCUUCAAACCCUAACAAUUGGUGGGAAGCCCCAUCCUACCGGUCCCUCUCUCCUUUGCAAACUAGAAAUUAUAGAUGGGUUCGUAUAAACCACAUGAUUUAUGACUAUUGCACCGACAAAUCCCGCUACCCCGUCAGCCCCCCUGAGUGCGUCGCUGGCAUAUGAAGGUUUGAAGAAUGAUACUUACGCUUCAAUGGAAUCUUCCUACUAAUCUCCAUUGUUAAAUUAUAUUAAUUUAAUAGAUAUUUAUGUUUUCUUAUUCUAGGUUCAAAAUAUAUAAUGGUGGUUGAUACUUACGUUUGGUAGGUAUUAUUAAGAUUUGAAGCUGAAUUACUAUCCAAAACCCAUAUGUUUACUUUAAUUACGCUUCUCACCAAUACAUAUCUUUAUAUGUAUAAGCAUUUUUUUCUCAUUUUGUACUUGUAUUGUCUGCUUCGAUCAAUAAAAAAAAAGUUUAUCUCUGUGCCUUUCCUCA